Messenger RNA from Drosophila ananassae, 1753 nucleotides. RefSeq names its product neurotrimin (gene wrapper). Bases 181 to 1674 code for a protein of 497 amino acids. Gene Ontology annotation, molecular function: protein binding; axon guidance receptor activity. The record is from RefSeq and is a predicted model, not a curated record. The transcript is spliced from 5 exons. Gene Ontology annotation, cellular component: neuronal cell body; axon; plasma membrane. NCBI's taxonomy places the organism in Eukaryota, Metazoa, Arthropoda, Insecta, Diptera, Drosophilidae. Gene Ontology annotation, biological process: synapse organization; homophilic cell-cell adhesion.
GUGGCUGGCAGUGGCUUCGGGAACAGCUCAAGCGAUCAGUUCAAAGUUGAUUUUGUCGCGGACCGGAGCAGACCUCUCUAAUUCUGACACGCGACCGUGAAUUAUAGAAUUAUCAAAUCACGGGCUAAUUUAAUUUAAAAUAAAAACUAUAUACUAAACAGAUACUAAACAGUAACUAAAAUGUUGUUCGGAAAGUGCUCUUUUGUUUGGUGCAUGUGUGUGGGCGUUAUCCUUGGCCUUGUCCAAGCCGAACUGGACUUCAACAACGAUCUGGCCAAUAGCCAAAAGUUCAAGAGCAUACCCACCACAGUGAAGACCUAUGAGAACGACACUGUCCUGCUGCCCUGCACCUUGAACACACCUUUCCGAUAUGUUCGGUGGCAUCGAGACGAUGUUCCCCUGGUGGAUUCCCGACACCCCGAAAUCCCCAAACCGGAUCGCAUCAUGCUCUGGCCCAACGGAAGUCUCCAGGUGGCCAAUGUCCAGUCCAGUGACACGGGCGAUUACUACUGCGAGAUGAACUCGGACUCGGGACAUGUGGUCCAACAGCAUGCCAUUGAGGUCCAACUGGCCCCACAGCUCCUUAUCGAGCCCUCUGAUUUUACGGAGCAGAGGAUUGGGGCCACCUUGGAGGUGGUAUGUGAGGCCCAGGGAGUGCCUCAACCGGUCAUCAGCUGGCGUCUGAACGGAAAUCCUCUCCAUGCCCAGACCAGCACCGGAAACAGGCAGAGUCUUGUUCUCGAGAUUAAGUCCAGGAACCAGGCAGGUCUCAUUGAGUGCCUGGCCAGCAAUGGAGUGGGAGAUACGGCGGUGGGCAGUGUCUACCUUCACGUCUUGUUUACGCCAGAGGUUAGUGUGUCGCAGCCUGUGGUGUACAGCAAACUUGGCGCUCGUGCCCACCUGGAGUGUAUUGUGGAGGCAGCCCCCUCAGCCACCGUUAAGUGGUUCCACCACGGACUGCCGGUGGUAUUGGGAGCCCACUCCAGCAGUCACGAAUCGGAGGUACAGGCGAAUCGCUCAGUGGAUCACUACGUGAAUGCAGUCCGUCACCUGUUGGUGGUGAAGAGCGUUCGGAAUGCGGAUAUGGGUCAGUAUGAGUGCCGGGCCAGUAACCAAAUUGGCUCGAAGAGCGGCAGUGUCGAGUUGACGGGUCGCCCCAUGCCCUGCUUAUUCAAAAUCAAUCCCGGCACCCAGAGCUCUACAUCCCACGGGCUGGUGUGGCAAACGGAGAGCCUACUGCCAAUUAUGGAGUUUAAGCUGAAGUUCCGGCAGAUUCCCUCGAAUAACGCCACUCGGUCCGUGAAAACCAACUGGACAGAGCUGACGAUUCCCGCCCAGGCAACAAAUGGACUCAUCUACAUCACCACCUAUACGCUUCAUGGCCUGCAACCUGCCAGCCUUUACGAGGUCUCGGUCUUGGCCAGAAACAGCUUCGGCUGGAGCGACAACAGCAAGAUUGUACGCUUUGCUACUGGUGGUGAAGUGGAACUGCCAAACUACUCAACGGAAUCGGAGCUACAGGAAGACUUCGCCGAUGAGGACUUCCACAAUGAAAUCACACAGCGAUCAGAGGUUCUGUCGGCCAGCAUGAUGUACAACUCGGCUUGUUGUCACUAUAUGAGUUUAUUAAUUUAUUCCCUAUGUCUAAUAAAGCUAUUUAUAGUCUUAAGUUAGGUUUAUCUAUAAAAUAUAUACAAAUUUUGUACUGGAGUCGAGUUACACGCAAUACCAAAUAAACACCUUUUCAUAUGAA